Messenger RNA from Scaptodrosophila lebanonensis, 1293 nucleotides. RefSeq names its product RNA polymerase II subunit A C-terminal domain phosphatase SSU72 (gene Ssu72). Gene Ontology annotation, molecular function: RNA polymerase II CTD heptapeptide repeat phosphatase activity. NCBI's taxonomy places the organism in Eukaryota, Metazoa, Arthropoda, Insecta, Diptera, Drosophilidae. Gene Ontology annotation, biological process: termination of RNA polymerase II transcription. Bases 71 to 658 code for a protein of 195 amino acids. The record is from RefSeq and is a predicted model, not a curated record. The transcript has 3 exons. Gene Ontology annotation, cellular component: nucleus; mRNA cleavage and polyadenylation specificity factor complex.
GUGUAUAUUAUUAGGAAAAAAUUGUCAUAGUCUGUAUUUGUAAAAUUGCUGUCACUGCCAAAGAGAUAAAAUGACUGAUCGGAAAAAAUUGGCCAUAGCACUGGUAUGCUCAUCGAAUCUAAAUCGCAGCAUGGAGGCCCACAAUUUCUUGGCCAAGCGCGGCUUCAAUGUUCGCUCCUACGGCACCGGUGAACGCGUGAAGCUGCCUGGCCUUACGUUUGACAGGCCAAAUGUUUAUGAGUUUGGGACCAGCUAUGAAGACAUUUACCGGGACUUGGAGUCCAAGGAUAAGGAGUUUUACACACAGAACGGCCUGUUGCACAUGCUGGAUCGGAAUCGGCGAAUCAAGAAGUGUCCGGAGCGUUUUCAAGAGACCAAAGAAAAAUUCGAUAUCAUUGUUACCGUUGAGGAGCGUGUCUACGACUUGGUUAUACUGCACAUGGAGUCGAUGGACUCAGUCGACAAUCGCCCCGUACACGUGUUGAACGUUGACGUUGUGGACAACCAUGAGGAGGCUUUGAUGGGAGCGUUCUUGAUAACGGACAUGCUAAAUAUUAUUUCAAAAUCAGACGACAUAGACAAUGAUAUUGAUGAGAUUAUACAAGAAUUCGAAGAGCGUCGCAACAAAACAAUUUUACACUCGGUGAUGUUUUACUGACGAUCAACGCAUCGAACAAACUCAACCUGCGUUAAACAUACAUAUAUUAGACCCUUGAUAUGGACUCUACAUUGCAAUUUCCGCAUUUGCCCAAAGCGAAAAAGAACAUUAUUUACACACACUAACAUACGUAUACGUAAACUACACUGUAUUCUUGCUUACAUCACGAAUUUCACAAAGCCAGAAUCAAUACUAUUUACACAUGCAUACUAAUUGACACUGCGCUAUUCGUUUGGUAGGAGCCAUUGCAAAGGAUCGUGCUUUUCAUUUACCCCGAAUUAAAUGUAGCGGACAGCAAUACUAUUUAUACAUUCAACUGAAGACGGCAUAUUAUUCGAAUUUUCUGAUCAUACUAGUAGCAAUGAAAUUAAUUUACAAGACCUGUGUAUAUUUACAUAUUUAUAAAAAUUUAUAUAUAUGUAUCUGUAUCUGAGGAUGCGUGUCCUUAUGUCCUGUUUUAUGUUGCAUACGUACAUAUGUUUAUACUCUGAGUAAAUAAUGGCGAUAUAUUAAUCUCAGGAAAUAUUGUUUAAUGUUUUGUUAUCUGAUUCUAAAACUCCAUCGAGGCGGGAUGUGGUGUAUGUGUAUCCCGAUGGCAUCUCACAAUCAACAAAUAUAAACUUUUUUAAUCGUAA